Messenger RNA from Colletotrichum navitas, 1485 nucleotides. RefSeq names its product caffeine-induced death protein 2. Gene Ontology annotation, cellular component: mitochondrial intermembrane space; mitochondrion. The coding region runs from base 469 to 1059 and encodes 196 amino acids. NCBI's taxonomy places the organism in Eukaryota, Fungi, Ascomycota, Sordariomycetes, Glomerellales, Glomerellaceae. The transcript is spliced from 2 exons. The record is from RefSeq and is a predicted model, not a curated record.
CGUGGGGCCCUCGUGUCGCGGUCCUAUGAUAGUCCGAUCCAUUCCAAAAACUCAUCUUGAUAUGUAAUUGGUUGGACUGUUCACACUAAUUGGAGCUCAUCUCAGCCUACCAAGGGCACCUGCUUACCUAGGUACCUGAGUAGACACCUGUCUACCUACUACUCUGUACCUAGGUAAGUACCUACCUAGGUAGGUACAUCGCCCAAGCAUUUCAUGCUCCGAGCUCGCUCUUCUAUAGCUUGCCGUUGACGACGUAAUCCAACUUGCAGUGGUCAUCACCUCCUAGGAACAUUUUGGGUUCUCGUAAACCUCGACGUUCAAUCUUUUACCAUUUCGUUUCUGCAUCGUUCAGCACCACAGACAAAUAUUCGAACAACAUCUGUCAACCUGGCGGGCAUACUCUGGAAGAAAGAGUCGUCAUCCGUGGCGGCCGGCGCAAAACCCUCGAACCCUCUCCCCGAGGAUACCAUGACCCAACCGCCGCCUCAACCGCACCUCACGCCACAGUUCUGUUUCUCAACAGGGUCUUUGAGAGCCUUUCUUAGACUAUCCCGUGCCAGCAUCGACGACUCAAUAACCCAGAACCUCAACGCGCUAGUAACACCCGCCCGCGCUGGUUUUGACCCGACCUCCACGGCACAACGGACGUCGCGCACAUUCCCGCGACAGAUAGACCCCCAGGCGUGCCAGAACUUCAAGGAUAAAGCGCUGUUUCCGACAUGGCACGCCCGCGCAGAGGUUCUACACUAUUGCGGAGUUGUUGCAACGAGCCCUGACCCCGAUGACCCCGAAGCUCUGCUGCGACAGAUUGAGGACGCCAAGGACAAGGAGCGGGUUGUUGACGAGCGCCUGGACCCCUACUCGGCUAGGUUCUUCCCGCGGGAACCCCGGACGGAGCAGCUCGCGAUGCUCAUACGGCAGGAGAAGGGCAUCGAGAACAUCGUGCGGACACGGACCUGGGACAUGGUUAAGCAAAGGUGCGGCGAGUCUGCGGACACGUGGGAACAAGCCCUGGAGAGUUGGCGACGGAGGACUGGCCUGGAGGGAGACGAGCGAUGAAGUCCAGCCUGAUGUACUAGGCGCAGCUGCAGGGCACCACGCGAUAACUGUACAUUUUGUACCAACAUUGUAACACACGGCCGGAUAAGUAAUGAUAGACCGAAGAGAAAGGUGAAAGUAUUCCGGCCAUAGCUACCUCAUGGCACGGCUGGUCGUUUCGAAGCACAGAAAGGCAAGCCUCGAUCGAGUUCUGGGCAGAAACACCGGACAAUAUUUACACCAUGAACAACAAGGAGCAAAAAGUAAAUAGGUUCUCUCUCGUACCUUGGCUCAACGAUCGUUGCGUCUCUAGUCCACAUGCUGCAGUCAGCAUCCAUGACGAUACGAUUUCUAGCAGUCGAAAAAACGUCCCCCACCGAACAAACGACUGCUGGGUGGAACGUGCGCGCACGCCUGCAGUAAAAGGCGGCCAUUCCAGUGGCUUUG